AUGUCUUUGGAAGGGAAAACUGCAUUGAUUACUGGUGGUACCAAGAACCUUGGAAAACUCACUGCUAUUGAACUUGCUUCGAAAAACAAGGCAAAUCUGUUUUUGCACUACAAUUCAGUGCAAGGAGAUGAAGAGAAACUAGCACAAGAGCUUUCAAGCAAGUACGGCGUAAAAGUCGAGCUUUAUCAGGGCAACUUAGGGUCGGCGGAAAACGUCGCCAAGCUAUUCGAAGCGGCGAAAGCUAAGUUCGGCUCAAUUGACGUUGCCAUCAAUAAUGUUGGCAAGGUUCUUAAGAAACCUAUUUCGGAAGUAACCGAGAAAGAAUUUGACGAAAUGGACCUCGUCAACAACAAAAUUGCAUUUUUUUUCAUUGCCCAAGCUGCCAAGCACGUCAGCCCCGGUGGCAGCAUUAUAUCGCUGGUUACUUCCUUGCUGGCCGCUUACACUCCACUUUACGCUGUUUACCAGGGAACUAAAAGCGCCGUCGAGUAUUAUUCAAAAAGUGCAUCCAAGGAGCUGAUUGGGAAGCGUAUUUCUGUUAACUGUGUUGCACCUGGUCCGAUGGAUACCCCAUUUUUCUAUUCUCAGGAAGAGCCUGAGGCCGUUGAGUUCUACAAGUCUGUUGUAUUUGAUCACAGGUUGACAAAGAUCGAAGAUAUAGUUCCAAUCAUUUUGUUUCUGGCAUCUGGUGGAACUUGGAUUACCGGCCAGACAUUGUACGCUUCCGGCGGUAUGGCUGCACGUUGA
Molecule: messenger RNA, 747 nt
Organism: Lachancea mirantina
Lineage: Eukaryota; Fungi; Ascomycota; Saccharomycetes; Saccharomycetales; Saccharomycetaceae
Source: the annotation of a GenBank genome assembly